AAGCAACAACCAUGUCAUCGCUAGCUAGGAAAACAAAACCUUCACAGAAAGUUGCAAAACCUGCGCAGAGAUAUAGACCAGGUCAGAUACCAGAGGGUCUUACACAAGAAAGCUCAGAUGAGGAAGAAGAAGGAGAAGAAGAGCAGCAGAAGGAAGAAGAUGAUCAGGAGCUUACAGCGAUUGAUACAGAAGAGGUGGACCAGAAACCUACUAAAAUUGGCAUCAGCAGUAAUAUAAAGAAUAUUGAUAUCGGUACAGCCGUUGAUGUACAACCAGAUAUCAAACCAGAAGUUAAAGAGGAGAGCAGCAGCAGCGAGGAGGAAGAAUCGAGCGAAGAGGAAUCCAGUGAGGAGGAAGUAUCAGCACCAAGAUUGAAACCAACUUUCGUUCCAAAACGUGCAAGAGAGACUGUUUUGCAGAAAGAAAAAGAAAGCCUAGACUCUGAAGAAGCACAUAAGAAAAGAGAGAAAGCUGAGGAAGAGCGUAAACAAGCGUCAAUUGAUAUGGUAGCAGAUAGUAUACGUAGAGAAUUGGCUGAGAAGGAUGCAACCGAUUUGAUACCAGAUGUAGACGACACUGAUGGUUUAGAACCAGAUGCUGAAUUCGACGCCUGGAGAUUACGCGAAUUAAAGCGUAUACAGAGACAUAAAGAAGCGCAAAUCAAACGUGACGAAGAGAUAGCAGAGAUUGAACGUAGACGUGCUAUGCCAGAAGAGUUGCGUCUUAAAGAGGACAUGGAACUCGCGAAGCAAAAGCGUGAAGAUAAAUAUAAAGAUAGACAAGGUGGUACAUACAUGCAGAAAUUCUGGCAUAAAGGUGCUUUCCAUCAGGAUUUCGAUGUCCUCAAGAGAGAUCUUUCUGGACCUACGAUGAAUCAAGUUGAUCUGGGUAAACUGCCAGAAGUUAUGCAAGUCAGAGACUUUGGUAAGACGAAACAAACAAAGUAUAAAACGUUAAAAGACGAGGAUACCACAUUGCAAGACAAACCGAAAAAGAAGCGCGAUGAUGAGGACGUUGAUAAUAGGUAUAGACAGCAGGAUGAUAUUGAUAGGGAUGCAUUCAUCGCCGAAAAGGAAAAAGAGAGGAGUAAACGACAGAGAGUUAUAUAAGAUUUAUUGUAUAUGUAAUGUAGUAUUUAUCAGACGAAUCAAGUAGAAAAUGAUGUAUGAAAUAAUUUAUAUUAGACUCGUGAAUUGUUAUCGGUUGGGAUGUUGAGUAAGAUUCCAUUACUUUGUCCACCAGAACCAGAUGAAGGAAGGAAGGUGACGUUUUGAUUGCUGCCAUUGGACAAUCUAGUAGCGAUAUCCUUUGAUGCUUCAAUCCUUCUAAGUGUGAGUAAAGCCUCACCGUAUCUAUCCAUGGCCUUUGAGACAGUAGCUGCAGCUUCUGCUUCACCUUCACUUCUGAUAAUGUUAGCCUUCCUCUCUUGAUCGGAUCUUUCUACGAUGAAUCUCGCUCUCUCAGCCUCCUGUUGAGCGAUCUGCUUCUGUUCUACGGCCUUUGUGAACUCCUUGCCGAAAGUCAUAUGUGUGAUGGAAACGUCGUCCAAUUUGAUGUUAAACUCACUCGCUCUUUUGAGGAGGUCUUCACGUAUACGACUGGAGACGACUUCUCUUUGUGUGAUCAAUUCAGCAGCGUCAAAUUGAGCGACGAUAGCUUUAAGUACUUCAUUACCAAUUGAAGGCAAAACUCUCUCCUCGUAGUCCAAACCCAAACCUUUGUAAAUUGUAGGUAAUUUGUCAAUAUCUGGUCUACUCAAAACUCUCAAAGUGAGUGAAACCAUUUGCAAAUCCUUUGAACCAGUUGUUGUUGCGAUAUUGCGUGGCUUGAUUCUACAAUCGUAGAGGAUAGCCCUUUGGAGCCAAGGGAUAAGGAAGUGUGUACCUUCGCCUAUAGAGAUAUCUUUAACACCAGAGAAUCUAUCGAACAUGACAGCUUUAAAGCCACCGGGUACGUCGUAUAUUGAAGAUUGUAGUACAGAAAUACCGAUAGCGGCGGCCAUUAAUUUUCCAAGUGCA
Messenger RNA from Wallemia mellicola CBS 633.66, 2018 nucleotides. RefSeq lists its product as hypothetical. The record is from RefSeq and is a predicted model, not a curated record. The transcript is spliced from 5 exons. Gene Ontology annotation, cellular component: U2-type spliceosomal complex. Lineage: Eukaryota; Fungi; Basidiomycota; Wallemiomycetes; Wallemiales; Wallemiaceae. Gene Ontology annotation, molecular function: RNA binding. The coding region runs from base 12 to 1109 and encodes 365 amino acids. Gene Ontology annotation, biological process: mRNA splicing, via spliceosome.